AUGAUUCUUCGUUAUGGGCCUAUAGACUUGAGGCCGACUGAAGGUGGAAUAAGGAUCCCAGCAGCUAAGGGUGAUCAGUCUUCUUCUCCUGGUUUCCGCUUGGACAUUCCAGAGGCAGUCUUAAGUCACCACAGAGGUAAUGGUAGCACUGACGAGAGAAAACCCAUUUUAAAGGAGGCCAUAUAUCGGAGCUUAUGGUAG
This is a messenger RNA of Dovyalis caffra, 201 nucleotides long. The record is from the annotation of a GenBank genome assembly. Lineage: Eukaryota; Viridiplantae; Streptophyta; Magnoliopsida; Malpighiales; Salicaceae.